UGGUAACAAUGGAGCAGAAAAUGGCCGCCUGAGAGGGGAGGCAGGGCGACGCUGCGGCUGCUUGGGGACGGACGGAGCGCGGCGAGCCGGCACCGAGCCCGCUGAGGACCGGAGAGAGCAGCGGAGCGAGAGCUGAGGAGACGGCGGCGGGCGGAAAGCCUGGUACUUGGACUGGGGAAGGUAAAAGGGAGUUGAUACUGCAUGUGAAGCUGGUUCUGUUUUUGCUUGAAGAACCCGGAGUACCAGAACUGCCCAUUAUAGCUCAGUUCCUGUGUCAUUUGAGAAAGGGAAUGGGAGAGACUUAUGUCUGAGGCUGGUCCUGCCAAAUGUGAUGACAUUAUUCCAUUUGUCAAGAUGGAAAGCUCAGAUUCUAGUGAUAAAGGAAGUAUUGAUCAAUCAGAAGCACAACGUCAGAGUCAGCUAGAUCGCUUAGAUCGAGAAGAAGCUUUCUAUCAGUUUGUAAACAACCUGAGUGAAGAGGACUACAGGCUUAUGAGAGACAACAAUUUGCUAGGAACACCAGGUGAAAUUACUGAAGAAGAGUUGCUGAGAAGGCUGCACCAAGUUAAAGAAGGUCCGCCACAGCAAAACAGUGAUGAGAAUAGAGGUGCAGAGUCCACAGAAGAUGUUUCAAAUGGAGAUUCUAUAAUAGACUGGCUUAAUUCAGUCCGACAGACUGGAAAUACAACACGAAGUGGGCAGCGAGGAAACCAAUCUUGGAGAGCCGUGAGCCGGACUAAUCCAAAUAGUGGUGACUUCAGAUUCAGUUUGGAAAUAAACGUCAACCGUAAUAAUGGGAACACAAAUCCUGAAACUGAGAAUGAGCCAUCUGUAGAGCCUUCCAGUGGGGAAGAUUUGGAAAACAGCCAAAGUGACUCUGAAAUUCCAAGGUCUGAAUCACCAUCUGUAAGACAGCCUGGAUCAGAAAGGAGCACUUCAGAAGAGUUAACUGAGGAAGCUUCUCCUAGAGGGCAGAGGAGAGCGAGAAGUAGGAGCCCAGAACAGCGGAGAACACGGGCUAGGACUGAUAGAAGUAGGUCACCUAUUAAUCCAGUGAGUGAGGCUCCUCGCAGGUCUCAUCACAAUACAUCAUCUCAAACGUUUGACCAUUCAGCAGUGAAUGAAGCUGAGGGAAGCUCUAGAACUAGGCAGCAUGUGACAUUAAGGCAGCAUGCAGUGGGGACUGAGAUUCCUAGUGAAAAUGCAGUUCUGUUUUCAGCCCCUGAAACAAGACCUGUUCCUCAAGCAGCAGGUUCUUCAGAAACUAAUGGUGCCAGUGAGUCUGCAGCUCCUGGACAGAGGCCUCCUACCAUAGUACUCGACCUCCAGGUGAGAAGAGUUCGUCCAGGAGAGUAUCGGCAAAGGGACAGCAUAGCCAACAGAACUCGGUCCCGGUCCCAGACUCCUAACAACACAGUCACUUAUGAAAGUGAACGAGGAGGGUUUAGGCGUACGUUUUCACGUUCAGAGCGGGCUGGAGUGAGAACUUACGUCAGCACCAUUAGGAUUCCAAUUCGUAGGAUCUUAAAUACAGGCUUAAGUGAGACUACAUCGGUUGCAAUUCAGACUAUGCUAAGGCAGAUAAUGACAGGCUUUGGAGAGCUGAGUUACUUUAUGUAUAGUGAUAGCGAUGCAGAUCCUAGUGGCCCAACUCCAAAUCAGAAUGUGGAUGCUUCUGAGCCACAGAACGGAGGGGGUGGUAGUUCAAGCAAUGAAAGUACAGAUGUUAGCUCAGGGGAGGUGUUUGAAGGUAGUAAUGAAGGUGGUUCAACAUCUGGUGCCAGACGGGAAGGUCGGAAUACGAGAGGAUCGGUCACGUUUGAAGAAAGUGGUUCUUUACCAUUCCUUAGCCUAGCACAGUUUUUCCUACUAAAUGAAGAUGAUGAUGACCAACCAAGAGGACUCACCAAAGAACAAAUUGACAACCUAGCAAUGAGGAAUUUCGGUGAGAGUGAUGCUCUGAAAACGUGUAGUGUGUGUAUUACAGAGUACACGGAAGGAAACAAGCUUCGUAAAUUGCCUUGUUCCCACGAGUAUCACGUCCACUGCAUCGAUCGCUGGUUAUCAGAAAAUUCCACUUGUCCCAUUUGUCGCAGAGCAGUCUUAGCUUCUGGUAACAGAGAGAGUGUUGUCUAAAUGAGAUCUGAAUUUAUGGCUAAGCAGCUAGUGUAAUAGUGAUGGGCAAAGAAGUCACUUCCUUUAUGGCCACUUUUUGAGUGGUAACUCAAUGUAUAGUAAUUACUUGGAAUGAAUCUUCCCCUCAUGAAAGAAUUUUCUCUGAAUUCAAGCUUUUAAAAUUGGAGUUAAGGUUUUCAAGAUCUAGUCGGUUUGUGUGAUGAAUUUCAUUUGUCCAAAGACAUCUACUCACUUAAAAAUACUUCUUUCUUUAUGAAGAGUGCUAAGUUCUAUCCCCUUACUCCUCCAGUCCAAUAAACAUUUUGUCCUCAACAUUGUGCUUAUGAGUAGUCUUUCUGGGAAGUCAUCCCAGCUAAAUGCGUCAUAGAGGAGUCAUAGAGGAAUUUUUGCAAGAAAUCCAACUGACUGAAAAAAAAAAAAAAAAAACUGAAUUUAAUUGCAUACUUAAAAAUACUUUUGAUUUUCUUACUGGGUUAAUAUUGGACAUGUCUGUGUAAAUAACACUAAUGUUAGCCCUUUCCCCAUCACUAUGGCACGCUGUAGGAUGAGCUGUUAGCUUAAUUGGGAUAUUUAUCUUGUUGUGGAAAUAUAAGAAUUGCCUAUGCUUGUUUAAAUAAAAAAAAAAAAUCUGUUUUAAAAUUGUAAAGCUUUUUUGUAGAAGCUCAGUACUUUUCCAAUGCACUGUUGUAUUAACGCAUUAAGAAUUAAAAUUGUACCACGCUUAGAAAUUGAGAAUGCUUUUCAUACAAAGCCCACCACAGAGAGAGCAAACUAAAUACAAGAGAGCUGCUUUUGUGACUGUGUACCUGUCAAGAGCAGUGCAUAUCUGUACUAUUUACGUGAACAACUACUGUAAUAUACAAGCAGUUGAAUUGGACACUUAAUUGCCUUUAAAAAAUUGAAGCAAAAUGUUUAUAGCUGCAGUGUUUUGGCUCAGUAGUGCCACCCAAAAAGAUGAUUAAAAAUUAGAAACUGUCCUAAUGGUUGGUUAUUCCUUUGUGUGGUAACUAAUAUGUAAUAACGCAAACCAAUGUGCACCAGUUCAUUUGGUGACAUGUAUGCCCUAUUUUUGUAUUUUUACUGAAAUUUUGAGGUAACCCUAUGUAAUUCUUCAGCAGACAAAUACUGACAGUUUGGGAUUUUUUUUUUUCCCCCACACCAGCUUCAACAAUAUUAGUAAUUGCUGGAUCUGUUUAGUGAACAUGCUGAUGUGUAUCCACUGUUCAUAGCCUGUGACUCAGGUGCUGCGAAGAAAUAAGUAUUAACUGGAAAAUAGAUUCAUUAUGAGAGUGCUAGAUUAAAUAUGAAAACUAUAACUGAUUGCUGGAGUAUAUUUAAUGUUAGUCUUAAGACUGGCUACACAUUAAAAAAAAAAUACACAUCUUUAUACUCCUA
This is a messenger RNA of Meleagris gallopavo (turkey), 3531 nucleotides long. It is a transcript of the gene RLIM, whose product is annotated as ring finger protein, LIM domain interacting. Gene Ontology annotation, molecular function: ubiquitin protein ligase activity. Gene Ontology annotation, biological process: random inactivation of X chromosome; ubiquitin-dependent protein catabolic process; protein ubiquitination. The record is from RefSeq and is a predicted model, not a curated record. NCBI's taxonomy places the organism in Eukaryota, Metazoa, Chordata, Aves, Galliformes, Phasianidae. Gene Ontology annotation, cellular component: nucleus.